Messenger RNA from Quercus lobata, 585 nucleotides. RefSeq lists its product as uncharacterized. Gene Ontology annotation, molecular function: nucleic acid binding; RNA-DNA hybrid ribonuclease activity. The record is from RefSeq and is a predicted model, not a curated record. Lineage: Eukaryota; Viridiplantae; Streptophyta; Magnoliopsida; Fagales; Fagaceae. The coding region runs from base 1 to 585 and encodes 194 amino acids. The transcript has 2 exons.
AUGGUCUUAUACUGCGACUCCCAAGUCAUCACCAGUCAGGUUAAUGGUGAUUAUGAAUGCAAGAACGGAAGAAUGAAGAAAUACCUUAAGGAGGUGAAGGGUCGAAUCGACAACCUCCAAAUCAAAUUCGUCCAAAUCCCGAGGGAAGAGAACGAGUGCACCGACCGCCUAGCAAAGGCCACCUCAGCAAAAAACAUGCACGUCCCCGAUCAAGGCAUAUGGCCGGAGGAACUACCUAAUGUUUUGUGGGCAUACCGGACAACAGCAAGGACACCCACAGGGGAGACACCAUUUCGACUAGCAUACGGGAACGAUGCAGUCAUCCCAACAGAAGUAGGGCUCACAAGCUACCGGGUGGACAACUACGACGAAAGUAAGAACGAUGAAGCCCUUCGCUUACAACUAGACCUGGUGGACAAAGUGCAGGCAACAGCAGAGCAAAGGUUGGCACGAUACCAGAACCUUAUGGCAAAGAACUACAAUUCCAAAGUCAGGCACAGAGACUUCCAGGUCGGAGACCUAGUCUUGAGGAAGGUAAUGGGCGCGGCCAAGGAUCCUGCCCAAGGAAAGCUCGGCCCCAACUAG